Salpingoeca rosetta is the source of this 1800-nucleotide messenger RNA. RefSeq lists its product as uncharacterized. The coding region runs from base 1 to 1800 and encodes 599 amino acids. The transcript has 13 exons. NCBI's taxonomy places the organism in Eukaryota, Choanoflagellata, Craspedida, Salpingoecidae. The record is from RefSeq and is a predicted model, not a curated record.
AUGCCGCGUGCAACAAACACACGCGCGGCUUGGCUUUCGGCCUGCGUGCUCCUCUUUACCCUCGUUGCCUCUUGGCAACAGCCCAUCGUCAACGCCGAGGUUUCCCUUGGCGAUGCUCUGACCGCGUCGGAAUUCCUUGAUGAGCUGGCCCUCAACGACUGCGCCCAACUGACUGACUCCAACUCCGGGUACUACUUCACAAGCGGCCAGGAAACAGGCGUCUCUCGCACACGCUGCGACACAGCUUGCCUUGGCAUCAACCGCUGCACCGACAGCACCGGCACCGGCUGCAAGGCCAUCGCCAACUGCACCCAGACCGUCUUUGAGACCACAUUCGAGGUUGUCGUUGACUGCCGCGAGCCGCUUGAUGAGCGCGAUGAGGCCGGUAUCGACUUCUUUGGCAUGCGCUGGAAGCAGGCCCUCGCUGAGGACUGCAGCAUUGGACGCGUGUGCCGCUACAAUGGCGACAGCGCAGCCACGAUUGAGGUCAUCAACAGCACCACCUUCCGCACCACCACCCUCAACCCAGCGCACGUGGACCACCUCACCUUCUGCGCACAGACGCAAACCUUCAAGUUCAACCGCUGUGAAGUCCUGAGCGCCAUGUUCAGCGCCAACGUUCGCGACACCUUCACGGACUGCGUUGCGGCCACGGAUCACUACAGCAUCUCAAACCUGAUUGACUUUGGCAUCUGCGUUGGCGAGUGCGACGAAAUCUCAAGCUCAAGCAACCUCACCCAGAUGCAGGCCGUGCUCGAGUGCUACGUGAACUGCGCCAACGACACGGCGGACAUUGGCUGCGAGGUGACCACCACCACUACGACAACCACGACCACAACCACCCUUCCCUACGACUUGCUGGAUGAAGUCAGCGACUACGCCACAUUUGUCUCCAACCAGACGCGCGCUGGCUGCACGCGUUCCGUGUUGUCGACCAACGGCUACUACCUCCUCUCUGGCGCAGCUUCUGGCGUGCAGCAAGCCGAGUGUGACCGCGGUGGCGGCUGCAGCUGCUUCCACUUUGAGGAAUGCAACGACCCCGAGGGCAUGACAUGCAUGGAGGUGUACGAGUGCGAGACCAAGAGCGGCAGCGCCGACAGCUGCUACACCUUUGACGAGUGCGUGGAGGAUGACUUCCACAUUGAGGCCAUCAUGGCAGUGUCGUGCAACGAUAGCCAGCUGCUGGAGACCUUCAACAACACCAUGCUGGACGACUUUGCUGCCGACCUCAAGGCAUCGCUUAUCGAGGACUGCAGCGACCUUCCUCUGCAAUGCCAUGUCAAGUCUGAUGAUUACACGGACAUUGAGGUUCUGGACAACAGCACCUUUGUCAUCGGCGUCUACAAGCCAAACGACAUUGCCCGCCUUUCGAGCUGCGCGGAGCUGAGCUCCUUCACCUUCCACGGUUGCACCGUCGAGCUGGUGGAGCGAUAUGAUGCGGAGGCGCAGGUCAUUGUGACGCAGCGGUUUGUGGUGACGGGCGUCAACGAGUCCCAGGUCAACACCACCGCCAUCAAGCAGCGGCUGUUGGCCAAGCUGCCGCAGUUCACUGCCGACCAGAUUGAGGUGCGCAUUGAACGGAUCAGCCGUCGUGCAACGAACGAUGGCUUCAUUGUUGUCAUCGAGUACACCGCCGAUGACGAGGAUGCUGAGGAGGUGGUGAACACCGCCAACGAGGUGGCAAACAACGGCACCCUCACUGAGGCGAUCGAGGAAGACACGGGCGAAAUGGUGGAUACGAUGCAGGAAGGCGAUGUCAUGAUUGACUUGAUGGACCCGUUCCACUCGGUACGUCUCUAA